This is a messenger RNA of Nematolebias whitei (Rio pearlfish), 1273 nucleotides long. RefSeq names its product VPS26 endosomal protein sorting factor C (gene vps26c). NCBI's taxonomy places the organism in Eukaryota, Metazoa, Chordata, Actinopteri, Cyprinodontiformes, Rivulidae. Gene Ontology annotation, cellular component: endosome. The coding region runs from base 155 to 1048 and encodes 297 amino acids. Gene Ontology annotation, biological process: intracellular protein transport. The record is from RefSeq and is a predicted model, not a curated record. The transcript has 8 exons.
GAAGUAUCCGGAUAUAUGUCUACCAAGUCUCAGGAUUCUACCUAAACAGAGUAUCGCUUUGUCAAAUGUAAAGACUGAUUUGUGUUUGUUUGGUGAGAACAAGGAGUUUGGGACAGAAACUUGUUACUGAACGGUCAGAAUCAGCUCCGCCGUCAUGAGCGUUUCUUUGGAUAUAAGACUGAAGAGAGCAAACAAAGUGUACCGAGAAGGGGAAACCGUGUCCGGUGUGAUCGUGCUGUCAUGUAAAGAGGCGAUGCAGCAUCACGGCAUUUCCCUGAGCUUGGAGGGCAUCGUAAACCUCCAGCUGAGCUCCAAGAGCGUCGGCGUCUUUGAGGCCUUUUACAACUCUGUCAAGCCCAUCCCGCUCGUCAGCAGCAACAUCGAAGUGGCCAAGGCUGGAAAAAUCCCCGGAGGAAAGACUGAGAUCCCGUUUGAGUUUCCUCUGCAAUCAAAAGGCAACAAAGUGCUUUACGAGACGUACCACGGAGUCUUCGUCAACAUCCAGUACACCCUCCGCUGUGACUUGAAGCGCUCUCUUCUCGCCAAAGACCUGAGCAGGAGCUGCGAGUUCAUCGUCCACAGUCUGCCACAUAAAGGUAAAACUGUCCCCGCUCCGGUCAACUUCACCAUCACCCCCGAGACGUUGCAGAACACCCGUGAGAGGAGCGCGCUGCCCAAGUUUCUGAUCAGAGGCCACCUGGACGCCACGAGCUGCGUGAUCAACCAGCCGCUGACCGGAGAGGUGGUGGUGGAGAAAUCAGACGUCCCCAUCAAGAGCAUCGAGCUGCAGCUGGUUCGAGUGGAGACCUGCGGUUGUGCUGAAGGGUACGCUCGAGACGCCACAGAGAUCCAGAACAUCCAGAUCGCCGAGGGAGACGUCUGUCACGGCCUCUCCGUCCCCAUCUACAUGAUUUUCCCCCGACUGUUCACCUGCCCCACGCUGGAGACCACCAACUUCAAAGUGGAGUUUGAAAUCAACAUCGUCGUCGUCCUCCACGACGACCAUCUGAUCACAGAGAACUUCCCUCUGAAGCUGUGCCGCACCUGAACCACGCAGGUUCUGGAGAUGUCCUACAGAUGUGCUCCAGCAGCAGCAGCUCCUACAGAUGUGCUCCAGCAGCAGCAGCUCCUACAGAUGUUCAUCUUCACUAAACCACUAGUUUUACAAGAACAGGUGCUACUCUUCACAGAUCACCAUCAUUUGUGGAGUUCAUUCAUAAAAUUACAUUUUUGUGAGAUAAUAUUUCUGUGGACAUUCUGGUUUUCAUGAAUU